AUGUCGUCACAACAAACAUUGGCCCCCGCGCAGCGGCGCAUCUUUGAAAAAAUGGGCAAUGAACUUGAGAACCGUGAGUAUACCAAAGCGCUGCGCUCGGCGGACGCAAUCCUCAGCGUAGUACCCGAGCAUGCGGAUACGCUCGCAGUGAAGGGUGUAUCGAUGUUCAAUCUAGACCACAAAGAGGAAGGCUAUGAGAUAAUUAAAAAAGCCAUUGCGCUUAACCCGGGCUCUACGAUGGCAUGGCACUCUCUAGGGGUGUGUCAGCGCAGUGAUAGGAACUACCACGAAGCUCUUAAAGCAUUCAAACGUACCCUAACAACAGAUCCGAAUAAUUUUAACGUUAUGCGGGAUAUCUCGUCGAUAUGCAUCCAGUUACGGGAUUGGGAACAGUUUUUGGAGUUUCGCGAAAAGAUGUUGAAACUAAAAUCUGGAAUCCGUGCAAAUUGGAUCGCGCUCUCCUGCGGUCACCGUAUCCUUGGUAAUUACAAGCUCGCUGCCGCCAUGAUGGAUGUGAUGGCUUCGAUUAUGAGCUGUGGCGAUCACCCGGCGGAGGUAAGUGAAGUCCAGCUUUAUCGGGUUGAGCUAGAACUGGAGAGUGGUGAACCUCAAAGAGCCCUGGAGCUGUUGAAGCGGCACGAUGCAGAAAUAAGGGACACCGUUAUGAAGUUAUUACUGCGUGCCAAGGCGCAUGCUCAGCUCGGCCAGAAGGCAGAAGCUACCAAGCGUUACAUGGAGCUCAUAUCCAUGGGCUUUCAUGAAGCUGACUGCAUCGCUGCGAUCGCGCAGCUGCGUAAAAUACCAUUGGACGCUUAUCUUCGGCCCAAGCGCGAUGUGGAUAAGUAUAUGGAGAUGAUGGAUCAGGUACUCGAGGUCACCAAUCAUAAAGGCAGCAACUACGCUAUUCGUCACAUCCUGGACUGUGUGCCGUUGGAUCAGUUCAGGGAGCGUCUCAUCACAUUUGUCAAACCCUAUAUCAUGCGUCUGAUUCCCUCCAUUGUCAGCAUUCUCAAAUCUCUUUAUCGAGAUGAAGACCGUGCCAAGGCAGUUGGAGAGGUCUUUCAGCAGUGGGAGCAGGAGCUCCUUUUGGACGAUUUUUCUGGCUUCGGCCGCGAAAAAAACCCCUGCUACAUUCUUUGGGUAUGGAUGUUUCUUGCAUCCCAUUAUCGUCGGACGGGGGAUUACGCUACCGCGCACAACUACAUUGACAAAGCCAUUGCCCACACACCCACGCUCGAGUUGUUGUAUCUUGAGAAGAGCAAGAUCUAUGCGCGUGAGGGGAAGACGUCAGAAAUGGCACAAUGUGCUGACUUUUGCCGCAAACUGGAUCUGCAGGACAAAUACUUGAACAGUAAGGCAGCCAAGUAUUUUUUCCGCGAUAAUCAGAUAGAAAAGGGUGAAGAGACGAUGCAGCUAUUCUACAAGGAAUCAGUUGUACAAGGUGACACUUAUCUCACUGCAUUAGAAUCACAAUGUGCCUGGUAUGGACGCGAGGUGGGUGAGGCCUUUUACCGCCGUGGCGAUUACAUCUCAGCCCUCCAGAACCUCCUCCUAUUCGAGAAACAUCACUACAACAAUCACUGUGAACUGACUGACUUUCAUGCGUACGUCUUUCGACGCUGCACGAUGCGGCCAUGGUUUAACGUCCUUGAUUGCGACGAUAACAUAGGUAAGAAUAAAUUCUUCCUGAAACAAUGUCCAGCCAUUGUGCGCUGCUACAUGAAGGUGGACGAACUCGGCGAAGAAGCGGUGCGCGCCGCGCACACGCCGCGUCCAGAAUUGGUGCUAGAUGGGAUCGGCUCCGAGGAUGCCAAACGCCUCAAGCAGUUGCGAAAGGACUAUUAUAUAACAAACCUCGACCUUACGGAGCCGAUGGCCAAAGCUGAACGUUACCUAGGCUACCUUCUCGAAAACUGUGCGCACCUCGAGAGUGUACACACGCUGGCCGUAGAAUACUACACUAAGAGGAAGAAGCCUCUUGUAGUGGCACGCGAACUGCUAGCCCUGAAGCGACUUGGUCACCGGGGAUUGGGUGCACUAGUGGAGGAGUUCAAUCAAAAACUUUACGUGGAACGCGUCAGUGAUAUGGACGACCGUGUGCGUGGUGUUGUGGAUGCGAUUCUGCAGCAGAUAGCCAGAUUAGACUAG
Molecule: messenger RNA, 2148 nt
Organism: Phytomonas sp. EM1
Lineage: Eukaryota; Euglenozoa; Kinetoplastea; Trypanosomatida; Trypanosomatidae
Source: the annotation of a GenBank genome assembly